Messenger RNA from Acyrthosiphon pisum (pea aphid), 2699 nucleotides. RefSeq names its product transcriptional repressor p66-beta simjang (gene simj). The coding region runs from base 93 to 1733 and encodes 546 amino acids. Gene Ontology annotation, cellular component: NuRD complex. The transcript has 8 exons. NCBI's taxonomy places the organism in Eukaryota, Metazoa, Arthropoda, Insecta, Hemiptera, Aphididae. The record is from RefSeq and is a predicted model, not a curated record. Gene Ontology annotation, biological process: negative regulation of transcription by RNA polymerase II.
GACCCAUUCAUUGUGCACUUAAAUUUCUUAUCAAGAAGUAUAACUUGAAAGCUCUGCUAUCAAUCAAUGUCGAUGUUAUAGUUAGUAAGAUAAUGGCAUCUCAAAUGGAAAUUGAUGACGAUGUCGUUGAUUUAAGUAUAUCAAGCAGUCGUACAAGUCAAUCACUGAGAGAUGAACCACUUUCCUUAAAAUGUACUCAGCCAGAUGAAGCUCACAUUCAUAUGAAUGGGCAUUUGGUUAAUGGUUUCUCCUCAACUGGCAAUGAUUCUUCAGAGGAAAGUGAUGAUGAUAUGCCCCUUGAACUCCCACCAUCCCCUAAGGAUGUGACACCACCUGAAGAGGUGCGUGAAAGAGAAAAACUUGUUAGAGUUUUAAAGGAAAAUCUCCGAACAGAAGAAAUGACUUUGGUGCUGUUGAAGAAAUUGCAACAGUCGCAACAAAUUAACCAAAUUCCUCAGAGUGUCACCAUAACGCCUCAGGCAGCUCAUACUAAAGAUCAUUCUAAUUUGUUGUCAUCCCAAUUGCCGACUGGGAAGUCAGCUCAACCACCAAUGCCUCAUGUACCUCAUCAUGCAAAACCACCACCACCCCCAUUAAAUCGCUUGCCAUCGUCAUCAAGAUCUAAUGUCCAUCAAUCUCACCAGUCUAUGUCUUCAAAUCCCUUAAUGGGUUCAAGUAGAUUACCUCCUUCCAAUGGUCUACAAAAUUUGCAGAGGUCAUCCAAUGGUCGAUCAUCACAUUCUGCACAUUCGGCACAUUCAGCGCAUUCAUCACCUUCAAUUACACUUGAACGAGUAAUGAAAGACCACCAUUCCUCCAAUACUUCCCAAUCGGAACGUUUGAGAAAUGAUGAUGGUCAAACACCUGCUCAAAGGCAAGCUGCUGCUAAAUUGGCCCUUAGAAAACAAUUGGAGAAAACACUAUUACAAAUUCCACCACCAAAACCUCCACCACCUGAAAUGCAUUUUAUUCCAAAUCCAUCAAACACAGAGUUUAUUUACUUACUGGGAUUGGAACAUGUUGUUGAUUUCAUAACAAACGGUGAAAUGAUUGAAGCCAGCAUACCCAAAGAUCCAUAUAAGUGUUCUCAAUGUGAUUCAAACUUUACGCCGGUUUGGAAAUUAGAAAAACCUUCUAGAAAUAAAGAAUCUAAAAUUAUAUGUGAAUUGUGCGUCACUAGUAAUGUAAAGAAAUCUCUCAAAGCGGAACAUACAAAUCGACUGAAGACUGCGUUUGUGAAAGCUCUUCAACAGGAGCAAGAAAUAGAACAAAGGUUGGCUCAAGCAUCGCCGCCAUCUUCUGUUUCCCCAGCGCCUGUGCAUCCAAUUCAUAUAAAUCCACCAAUGCCGUCCGUGCCCAAGCCAGCGCCUGCACCGAAACGUAACCCAACACCUCCACAACCGCAUAAGAUGCAUCCUUCGGAUCCGACAGGUGGUAAAUUUAAUGCCGCAGCUGCAGCUCACCUUGCCCUCCAACAACAAAUGCUCAGAGGAUUAUCACCUCAUCCAGCAGCUGCCAUGUUGCAGUUUGCACCACUUUUGUAUCCAUACCAACUAGCCAUGGCGCAAGCUAGUGGAAAAAAUUCGGCUGCUGCGGUAGCCGCAAACCUUGCUGAACUACAAAGGCAAGCAGUUGAUUUGCAACGACAGUAUUUAAUGGAGAUGAUGCCCCAACAAGGCCAGUCCCGGUCUGCAUCACAAACACCCACGUCUGCGCACAAUUGGAAAUCAUGAUCCUAAUGAUUUAAGUAUACCAAAAUGCACGCUCUAUUGAUUUUCCAGUGACGUGUGACUAUCAACAUUAUUAUUAUUUAUAUAUUAUAUAUAUAUAAUUGCACCCGGGAGGUCUGCGCAGGCGUUUUGUACUCGCACUAGACAUGUUACGUGUUUUCUUGGACACGUCUUUAGAACUAUCAAAGUUGCCGGUUAUCAAUCAAUGCAUUCCAACAUGUGUGUACGUUCAUACUGUGUGAAUUAGCUGUUGUGCCGUAUCUACAUCAUUGUUAUUUAAGACUAGGAAAAUACAUAGCAUAUAAACAGCACAACACGUGUUGCCACUGUGCUCUCAACUGUGAAUGUGUUGUAUGUGAUGUCUAUGAAAUGGGUAUGGAAAAAAAUCAAUAAUAUACUGACAAGUCUGUACAUGUACACUUAACUAAUUCAUCAUUACUCAGUCAUUGUGCCGGACUCUAUUUUAUUAUUAUUAUUUUUAUAUUUUAACUUUCAAUUAUUAUUAUUAUUAUUAUUAUUAUUAUUAUUAUUAUUAUGAUUAUUAUUAUUAUUACGUUUCAGAGAAAACAUUUGUAACAAUGCGUUUGCGUUUGUACAAAAUAUUGUACAAAGUCACCUUGUAUCAAACCUAUUGUUUAUAUUGUUCAAUUAUUUUGUAAAUAAUCCAAGUAUAAGAUUAACCAUGUGAAAUCUAUGAAAAUUUUUUUUAAAAAAUGUAUAAACAAGAGCGUUGUUAUUAAUGCGUCUGAUCCAAUAUUUUCUUUGGUUUCAUAAUAUUUUAUUUGAUAAUUUUUUUUUUUUUUUAUGGAACCAUGUUUUUUUAUGAAUGUAUGUAUGAAGAAUAUUGUCUGAAUGUAUUUUUACUUAUAUAAUAAAACCGUUGUACGUUUUUUUUAGUCAAUUCUGUUCCCAUUUUGUUUUUACCUGGAUAUUGUAAAUAAUAAAUUGAUGGAAUAUUAGUUGUGCAAA